This is a messenger RNA of Nicotiana tabacum (common tobacco), 1637 nucleotides long. Its product is annotated as zinc-finger homeodomain protein 11. Gene Ontology annotation, biological process: regulation of developmental process; regulation of DNA-templated transcription. Lineage: Eukaryota; Viridiplantae; Streptophyta; Magnoliopsida; Solanales; Solanaceae. Gene Ontology annotation, cellular component: nucleus. The record is from RefSeq and is a predicted model, not a curated record. Gene Ontology annotation, molecular function: DNA-binding transcription factor activity; transcription cis-regulatory region binding.
UUAUCUACGGUCAUCACUAGUCAUCCCUCAUCAUCAUCAUCUUCAUCAACACAAAACCAAAAACAAACCCUUCAUUUCUUUUUCAUCCCCUCACUUCUCUCUUUACUAAAGCUUCUUCUUUUCUUCCUACCCUAUUAACCUUUUUCCCAUACGAAUAAAGAUGCUUCUUUUUUGUAUGAAAUCUUGACCCUAAAUCUAAUCAUCAACUCUUAAGAGAAAAAGAAAGAGUUAGAUGUUUUUCAGCCAUGGACUUAACCAAUAACACUUCUACUACUACUACUACUACUCCUACACUCACCAACACAACCACCAUUACUACUACAUCAGCUCAUAUCAAAACCCCAGAAGCUGAAAUUGAAACCCCAACUCAGAUCCAAAAACCUAAGCCUUUCUCUUUCAGUAAUGGUGUCCUUAAACGCAAAAAUCUCUUCCAACAUCAUCAUCCUGUUGUCGUUAUUUACAAAGAAUGUCUCAAGAAUCAUGCUGCUAGCUUAGGUGGCCAUGCGGUUGAUGGCUGUGGAGAAUUUAUGCCUUCUCCUACUGCUAACCCAGCUGACCCAACAUCUCUUAAAUGCGCCGCUUGUGGCUGUCACCGGAAUUUCCACCGCCGUGAGCCGGAAGAACCCGUCGUCAUCCCACCACCACCUAUCGCCACCGCAGCUCUUGAGUACCAACCUCACCACCGUCACCAUCCUCCUCCACCACCUCCGCCGCUUCCUCGUGGGGACCACAGCAGCCCGAAUUCUCCAUCUCCACCGCCGAUUUCUUCAGCUUAUUACCCGGCUUCUGCACCUCACAUGCUCUUAGCCUUGAGUGCUGGCUUUUCUGGCGAAAAAAAUCAUAACCCCAUAUCAAGCCCGGUGGUAAAUACUACUAACUCUAACGGGAGAAAGCGUUUCAGGACGAAGUUCACUCCGGAUCAGAAGGUGAAAAUGCUGGAAUUUGCAGAAAGAGUUGGGUGGAAAAUGCAGAAGCGAGAUGAAGAUCUGGUGAGAAGUUUCUGCAACGAAAUUGGAGUUGAAAAGGGUGUUUUAAAAGUAUGGAUGCACAAUAACAAGAAUACUUUUGGGAAGAAAUUAGAUCAACACCACCUCGCCGACAUCAACAUCAACAACAAUGGUAACAGUACUAACGUCGUUAAUGGUUUUUGUAUUGUUAGUAGAAAUAACAACAGUCAUCAUCAUAACAGCACCGACUCAGCAGAAUUUCACCUUCACCAUCACGAAAGCAGCAAUGACGACAACAAGAUUAUUGACCAUAUUAAAAGUGUUAGUACUGCUAAUGUUGUUGUCGGUACUAAUGGGUCUUCUUCUUCGUCUUGAUCUUAGAUGGAAUAUGAGUGAAAAAUGGAUAAAUAAGGUUUUAAUUAGAAUUAGUGCAAGGAAGAGAGAAUCUUUGAGGCUGGUACUAGCUAUUAUUAGUCACGUUUAUUUGUUUUUUAGAACUGUUUUUUUUUCUUUGUUCAGUAAUCAGUGCUCAGCUUAUGAAGAUAACAAUGGUAACUAAGAUUGUUCCAACGAGCAAAUUAAUUUGUUAAUUUUUCCUUUUGAUUCCUGCCUUUGUAAAUUAUGCUACGUACUUUUAUAUCUUACUGUACUUAAUUUAUUCAAACACGUUCUUUGUGGAGUAUUAAUCUU